UAGCGCAGGCGCACUGGCACUGACCGUCGUCCUUUGGAGUAUCCAAUGACUGGAUCUUGUGUAUCCAUGCCUUUUUCUGGUGGCCGCGAGACCCCAAGCCCGAGACUGAGACUCGGGUGGUGCCGUCGAGACUAGUGCCACACCUCCCAUCAGUCCGUACAGUUCAUCUGAUUCGUCUAAAACUUGGAACGUAGCUCAGUAUAGGUUAUAAAGCGAGUCACUAUCUUUUUGAGCACUAUUAUCUUCCUCCAGCAGUGACAAUGAUCAAUAGGAAAUAGGAAGACUGCAGAACAAUAUAAUGUCAAAUUGAAACAUACCAUGAAACUGUCACCAGAUAUGGGAGAAGAACUAAUGUCAUCAUCAUUGACUAAUGGUGCCAAUCCUCCAGCAGAAGUCUCACUGAAAAGUGGGAAAACUUCUGACAGUUCAACUGAAGAAAAUUCGAGGGCCCCUAUGUCUAAUGGCCAGAAUGGCACUAGUAACAGUGUUAAUCUGUCUAACGGCAAUGUAUCACCUGACCAUCCCACCAACCAUAACUCAGACCAAGACAUGAUUGGAUUUGAAGUGGAGUCUUAUAGUGAAAUAAACUCCCCUUUUUCUUUGGAGGCACAUUCUGAAAUUGAUUUGGAUAAAGAAGGAAGCAUAUCUGAACUUAAAAUUACCAAGUGUGUAUCCGAAGACCAAGACUCGUCCCAUUUAUCAGAUGAAUUUAAUUUAAGAUUGUCAGAUGACGAAGAUGGAAGUGACAUUGCAACACACAGAGUUCGUCGAACUUCAGAAAAUGAAACAGUAACAAGUACCACAGAAGAUUCCUGUGACCUCGUCACUCAUGAAGACAGCAGUAAAAGCUCAUCAGGUUCUGGGACUUCUGAGGAGAAUAGUUUGCCAAUCAAUGGUGGUACAAGACCUGCUGAUGCUCCCUCCAACCUCCAGCUUGCGAUUCAAAAAGAUGACAACUGUCCGAAAGACACAAGUGAUGGAAACUCUGAUGUCAAUAAUAAAAAUGAAACUCAUAUUACAACUUUGUGCAAGAACUCACACCAUGACAUGGCUUUUGGGUCAGCAGCUAUUGAUGAAGGAAAAGUAAAAUGUUCUACAAGUAUUGAAUCAUCAAGCUCUGUUAAAAGACAGAAUGGAUCAAGAGAAGAAUCAUCUCUGUUGCCAAGACCUGCUGUUGUUGAAGAGGGACCAGAAUUCUCUGAAAAACUUGAAUCAUCAACAUGUUUGUCUAUUGAAGGACAAAAUAAGUCAAAUGUAGCUCCCUUGCUAGAAUUAGCUGUUCAGGGAGAACCAACAGAAUGCUCUGAAAAAAUUGAAUCAUCUCGAUGUUUGUCUAUCGAAAAACAAAAUGAGACAAGAGUAGCUGAAUCAUCUCUCUUACCCGGACCAGCUGUUCUUAAUGAAGAGGAACCAAAAUGCUCUGAAAAAAAUGAACCUUCAGGCUCUUUGGCAGUUGAAACAGAAAAUGAAUCAAGGGUAGCUGAAUCAGCUCUCUUACCAGAAUUAGCUGUUGAGGGAAAAAAAGCAGAAUGCUCUGAGAAAAGUGAAUUUUUACCAUGUUUGUCUAUUAACAAACAAAGUGAGUCAAGGGUUAGUGAAUCAUUUCUCUUGCCAAGACCAGAUGUUGUUGCUGAAGAGGAACCAGAAUGCUCUGAAAAAAAUGAAUUGUCAGUCUCUUCAAAUCUUGAAGGUGAAAAUGAAUUGAGGGUAGCUGAACCAUCUCUCUUGCCAGAAUUAGUUGCUGAGGGGGAAAAAACAGAAUGCUCUGAAAAAGUUGAACCAUCAAGCUCUUUGACUGUUGAUAGACAAAUUGAAACAAGCGUAGCUGAAUCAUCUCUCUUGCCAGAAUUAGCUGCUGAGGGGGAAAAAUUAGAAUGCUCUGAAAAAGUUGAAUUAUCAAAUUCUUUGAUUGUUGACCAGCAAAACAAAUCAAGGAUAGCUGAACCAUCUCUUGUACAAGAAGUAACUGUUGAUGAAAAAAACCCUGAUUGCUCCGAUAAAAAUAAAUCAUCAAGCGUUUUGACUGUCCAAGAAAAAAUUGAAACAAGCAUAGCUGAAUCACCUCUCUUGCCAGAAGUAGCUGUUGGUGAAAAAAACUUAGUAUGCUCUGAGGAAAAUGAAUUAUCAAGCUCUUUGACUGUUGAAAGACAAAAGGAAUCAAUAGUAGUAGCUGAAUCAUCUCUCUUGCCAGAACAUAAGUUAGAGAAAACAUUUGAUUCAAACAAAACAACAGAGCAAGGAAACGUGUCUAUGAACCCAGAUGCUGCAGUGACAAAUAACACAGAUGAUGAUGAAAUGGAAGCUGAACUAGAGGCUGAACUUCAAGCGGAAAUUGCUGCACAAAGAGAAAGUGUUAAAAACCAUCUAGAGAAACCCAUUCAUUCUCAAGAAGAUCAAAAUGUAGACCCACCUGAUGGCUCUGUGGUUCAACACACUUCUCCUAAAACUUCUGGGGAAUGUUCAAAGAAAGAAGAUAGUGACAAAAAGGUCAGCCUGCAAUGUUCAGAAAUGGCUAAAGUUCAAAAUGUCCUGAACAUAAAACAUGAAGAAGAGAAACAAGAUAGCAUAGAGAAAAGUCCACUUAAAAUCAAAGUUGAAACUAAAUAUGAAGAUGCAAAUGAAAUGCCAAAUAUAAAGGAUGAGCUAGGUUCAGGUUUUAAAACUGAACAUAACUGUGAUGUGGCAGUCAAAAUGGAGUUGAAAUCUGAUGUAGAAGUAAAAGUCAAAAUAGAACCCGGAUUAGAAGCUGAGGCGUUAUUGAAAGAUGAUUUAGAACUCAACUCUGUUGUUGAUAUUGAUUCAUUUGUAAAAUUGGAAACUGAAGUGAAGAUAGAGCCCAAACUUUCAAAAGAGGAAGAAUCUAGCAACAAUUCCAGCACAGUCACUAAACCUUCAAUAGUUCACAAUUUUUCUGAUAAAAAAUGUAUUGAUGAAGGUAUAAAAUUUACAAGCAAUGUGAGCCCUUCUAAUGAGUCAGCACUGUUUCCUCCUGAAGAUUGCAAUACCCAGACACCAAAAGCAAGUGAUAGCAGCAGUGCACCUCCAGUGUGUACAAAUGGCCCGGUGGAUUCUGAAAACAAAAAUGAAUGUAAGGAUGGAUCAAAUGUCAAUACUACUAGCAAAAUUACACAUUCAACUACUUCUUCACAUACUUCCAAUGAAAAUAUUUGUGAUGAAAAUGAUCCUAUAAAGGAUGGUGAAACAGACAAACCCAUCUUGUCUUCCAAGGAUGAAGUGAAACAAGCUGAAAUGCCAGACUUAGACGAUUCAGAAAGUAGACUUCUUUCACCAGAUCCUGAGUUGUCAUCUCGAGAAAAUACUCAUAGUGAUGAAGAAGAAACGGAUGAUAUAGAAGAUAUUCUUCUAUCUGGUUCUAAUGAAAGGAACUCUUUAAGUGAUGAUAAUGAACUGAAAACAACUGGUAAGUCAGCCACAGAGCAGGAGCUACUUUCAUUGAACGCUAAUCUAGAUAAUGAAGACAAUGAGACAAGAUCAACACAUCAUGACCCUUCAGAAACAAAUUCGCUUGCCUCAGACAACGAUUUUGAAUGUCAAGACACAGAACUGCCUGAAGAUAGUGAUAAUUCUACCAGUGGUGAUAAUAGUGACAACUGUGACAUAAAUGAAAAUGAUGAUUUUGAUGCAGUCUGUGAGAGUGAGACUAAUGACGGAGCGUUCCAAGAAGUGGAAAAGACUGAUGAUAAUCAAGGGCUGAAAAGAAUAAGCUCAGAAUUUGAUACUAACUCUAUCAAAGUCCAUAAUUAUUGUGAUUCCACUGUACUUGAUGCAUCAUCAACUGAUGAUAUGGACAGCCAAGAUUGUGCUAGCAUUAUCAGUGAAAGUAAUAAUUCUAAAGGCUACAAUACCGACCUGUCCUCUAGAAAAAGGACAUUAAGUCACUCUGAAGAUGAUUCAUGUGACUCAUUUAGAAGCAAGAAACCAAAUGGAUUUCCUGAAAUGCGGAGAAAUAGCAACACAUCAAAUGCAGCCAUUGUUACCCAAACUGACAGCGGUCACAAGAGACCUGCAGAAGUAAUGGAAGAUUUAGACCGCAAAAAGUUAAGAGUGUGUGAGGAAUCUCGUUCAGGAUCUCCUUCAGGCGAUUCUGCUGAAACCGACCAGGAUGAUACAGAUAAACAAAAUAUGGAAGAAGAAAGGUUGUUGAACUCACCUAAGACAAUACCUGAACGAAUAAGAACUCCUGAUUGUUUUCGGGACCUUGACUCUCCAAUUGGAAGUGCUGAUGAUAAGACUGAAACAGCCUCUGUUUCAACAGACUUACCAUUUCUUCGCAAGCUACACAAGAAAGAAUUGUCAAAAAUGAGUCGCAGUGAUUUGGAAGAACUUGUCGUCCAAAAGAUAUGUGAAGCAAUUACUGAACGAAGUAUUGUUGGUGACCUUCGCAUCCGUUGCCAAGAACUAGAAAAACGUCAAGAAAAAGAGCAUGAGAAAUUCAGUAAAUUACGUAAACAGAUGACUGAACUUGGAUUAGUUGUGAAAAAGUAUAUGGAACAGCAGAGUAAAAAUCCGGCUGCCAAAAUAAUUAAGAUAACGCGAUCUGUUGGUCUCCAAGUAUGCCAAAGCAUCAAGCAUGUGCAGCCUUGUCCAACAGCAGUGCGCACACGGUUGGCUCCAUCACCAAAUUCUAAAGUGUCACCACCCUUGAGCAAACCAGCUCCUGCCAAUCCAUUAAGACCUGACUUGUCUGGUCCUGAAAUAUCAUGUCAAGUUAGGACUCCUGUUAAAUCAUAUAGAAAUUCUUCUACUAGCCCCCGUUCAAAUAUUGUGUCCUCAACUGAUCCUCCAUCAUUGGUUCCAACUGGAUCUCAAAGAGUGGAGAAAGUUGUUGUAUCAGUGCCAAGUAAACCACCAUUAACACCAUCGCCUCGACUUCCAGUCCCCACUCUUCAACAACUCUCAGGAGCACGCCCCAGGUUAAACAUUCCUACCUCAGCUUCAUCUGCACCUCCAUUAAUAGCUACAUCUCAGCCAAAGUUACAGUCUUCUCCAAUUAGGCAGAGCCAACCUCAGAGUACAAAUCGUCCAUCUGUUGCAACUAGUAGUGAUGUAGAGGUUAUUGAUAUAAUUGACAAUGACAAAACUAAAAAACCAGGUAUGCAAGCAGGCGUUCAAAUAUCUGUUACCCAGCAGGUGCAACAGCAAAAACAAGCUGCCAAUGCAGCUGCUCAAAAUUUAGCUACAAAUAGUGGAAUGACAGUUCGUCUUAUAUCACCCACGCAGGUUUCUCAGGCUGGUGUUCUCUCCUCUGGUUUCCCACAAUUAAUUAUGAGUAAUCCGUCAACAGGGGGUCCACAGAAAAUGAUUCUUACUUCAUCUCAGGGAAGUCCAAUAAGAGGAAACUUGAAGCUGGUUGUGAAGGGCCAGCAGGGAAAUGUCAUAAUUCCUUUUUCAUCUAGUUCUGGAGUUUCUGCCCAGCAAAUGCAACAAAUUUUCUCAAAUGCUAGCAUCAGUAACAAAACUAAUACUGUGGCAACUGGGCGGCAACAACAGCAGCAGCAGCAACAACAACAGCAGCAGCAGCAGCAGCAGCAACAGCAGCAACAACAACAGCAGCAGCAGCAGCAGCAACAACAGUCAUCACUACAUCCAGCACCUUUACCUGCGGGGCCACAUAUCCAAGCCAGCAACCCUUUGUGGAAACAAAUUCCUCCCAGACCCAAUUUGAAAAUCCAGCAUCAAAAUAAUGGAAUUGUUCUUUCAUGGAAUAUGGCUCUGGGACCUAUCUAUGCUGACAUAGACAGUUACCAGUUGUAUGCCUAUCAAGAAGGCAGCGCCCCUCCUAGUGCAGGCCUAUGGAAAAAAGUCGGUGAUGUGAAAGCUUUACCUUUGCCAAUGGCUUGUACCCUUACUCAGUUUGUUGAAGGACAUAGAUAUCAUUUUACUGUUCGAGCUGUGGACAAACACGGGCGAGUGGGGCCCUUUAGCCAACAAGGAAGUAUCCGAUUAGGAAAUUAAUGUUAAUAUGGGGGGUAAAUUCAAGACUGACAAGUGUUCAUCAACCUUUUAUAAUGAAAUAAUAUAGUUGGUUAGGUUGCCACAUCCAUGUAGGUGAUUUUUAAUAUUUUAAAUUAUGCUUUUUAUGUUAAUAUACUGGUGCAGUAUUUAUGAUGUGUAGAAUUUUGUACAAUAAGUGUAAAGGCUUGUGUAUCUUGUACAGACAUGUAUAAACUUUUGUAAAUAUUCUAAUUAAGAAAUAGAUUUGGUCAUGUGCA
Molecule: messenger RNA, 6233 nt
Organism: Frankliniella occidentalis (western flower thrips)
Lineage: Eukaryota; Metazoa; Arthropoda; Insecta; Thysanoptera; Thripidae
Exons: 15
Coding region: 319-5976 (1885 amino acids)
Biological process (GO): regulation of DNA-templated transcription
Cellular component (GO): nucleus; transcription regulator complex
Molecular function (GO): transcription coregulator activity; protein binding
Source: RefSeq, a predicted model, not a curated record